CAUUUGAAUCAAUAAGGAUUGCAGUUGUGGGUGACUAUCUGGGUGGAGCAGACUGGGAGGCUGGUAUUCUGACCUGUGCUGGAGCAGACUGGGAGGCUGGUAUUCUGACAUGGGCUGGAGCACACUGUGCUGGAGCAGACUGAGAGGCUGGUAAGUUGACCUGUGCUGGAGCAGACUGAGAGGCUGGUAAGUUGACCUGUGCUGGAGCAGACUGAGAGGCUGGUAAGUUGACCUGUGCUGGAGCAGACUGAGAGGCUGGUAUUCUGAUCUGGGCUGGAGAAGACUGGGAGGCUGGUAAUCUGACCUGGGCUGGAGCAGACUGGGAGGCUGGUAUUCUGACCUGGGCUGGAGCACACUGUCUUGGAGCAGACUGAGAGGCUGGUUGGCUGACCUGGGCUGGAGCAGACUGAGAGGCUGGUAUUCUGACCUGGGCUGGAGAAGACUGGGAGGCUGGUAUUCUGACCUGGGCUGGAGCAGACUGGGAGGCUGGUAUUCUGACCUGGGCUGGAGCACAUUGUGUUGGAGCAGACUGAGAGGCUGGUUGGCUGACCUGGGCUGGAGCAGACUGAGAGGCUGGUAUUCUGACCUGGGCUGGAGCAGACUGGGAGGCUGGUAUUCUGACCUGGGCUGGAGCACACUGUGUUGGAGCAGACUGAGAGGCUGGUAUUCUGACCUUGGCUGGAGCACACUGUGCUGGAGCAGACUGGGAGGCUGGUAUUCUGACCUGGGCUGGAGCAGACUGGUAGGCUGGUGCAGUGUCAUCAGGCUGUGUGGUGGAGGCCUAGCUAGCUAACUGUUAGCUAACAUCCCCGACCAUGAGUUCACUAAGCUACUCUCCUCCUGCUAAAGAAGAGGAGGUCUACUGGACGGAGAAAGAGGGUCUGUGGCUGAACGUUGUUGUGAAAGAAGAGGAGGAAGAGGAUGUCACAGUAAAACAAAUAGAGGAUGAGGCUGUUGCAGUGAAGGAAGAGAAGGAGGAGGGAGAGGUAACUGUCAUAUUGGAAGAAGAAGAGGAGGAUAUUGGACAUUUGAUUAACCCCAGAGAGAGACGGGACAGUCGUGGAUCCUCUGGGGAGCCUCAACAACCUCAUGAUGCUGACGAGGCAGAGAAGAGUCUCUCCAGAUCAGAACGCCUCAAUAAACACCUGCAGAGAUCCACAGGGAAGAGAACUCACUGCUGCUCUGACUGUGGGAAGAGAUUCACCUCAUCAGGCAUUACAAUUCAUCAGAGAAUCCACACAGGAGAGAAACCUUAUAGCUGUGUUCAAUGUGGGAAGAGUUUUACUACAUCUGGCCCUCUGAGAGUGCACCAGAGAAGACACAAUGGAGAUAAACCUUAUAGCUGUGAUCAAUGUGGGAAGAGUUUUACUACAUCUGGCUCUCUGACUUUACACCAAAGAACACACACAGGAGAGAAACCUUAUAGCUGUGAUCAAUGUGGGAAGAGUUUUACUAGAUCUGGCCAUCUGACAUUACACCAGAGAACACACACAGGAGAGAAACCUUAUGGCUGUGAUCAAUGUGGGAAGAGUUUUACUAGAUCUAGCUAUCUUACUAUACACCAGAGAAUACACACAGGAGAGAAACCUUAUAGUUGUGAUCAAUGUGGGAACAGUUUUACUAGUUCUAGCUAUCUAACUAUACACCAGAGAAUACACACAGGAGAUAAAUCUUAUGGCUGUGAUCAAUGUGGGAAGAGUUUUACUAGAUCUGGCCAUCUGACAUUACACCAGAGAACACACACAGGAGAGAAACCUUAUAGCUGUAAUCAAUGUGGGAAGAGUUUUUGUCAAUCUAGUGAUCUGACAGUGCACCAGAGAACACACACAGGAGAGAAACCUUAUAGCUGUGAUCAAUGUGGGGAAAGUUUUGCUCAAGCUAGCCAUCUGACUCAACACCAGAGAAAACACACAGGAGAAAAACCUUUUAUCUGUGAUAAAUGUGGGAAGAGUUUUACUAUAUCUAGCUAUCUGACAGUACACCAGAGAAAACACACAGGAGAGAAAUCGUAUAGCUGUGAUCAAUGUGGGAAGAGUUUUGUUCAAGCUAGCCAUCUGACUCAACACCAGAGCACACACACAGAAGAGAAAUCUUUUAUCUGUGGUAAAUGUGGGAAAAGUUUUGGUCAAUCUGGCCAGCUGACUCAACACCAGAGAACACACAUAGAAGAGAAAUCUCAUAGCUGUGACCAGAGAUAAUCUGAUAAAAGAUCUCUGGUCAAAUAUUA
Salvelinus fontinalis (brook trout) is the source of this 2227-nucleotide messenger RNA. RefSeq names its product zinc finger protein 664-like. The coding region runs from base 816 to 2198 and encodes 460 amino acids. Gene Ontology annotation, biological process: regulation of cytokine production; regulation of immune system process; negative regulation of transcription by RNA polymerase II. The record is from RefSeq and is a predicted model, not a curated record. NCBI's taxonomy places the organism in Eukaryota, Metazoa, Chordata, Actinopteri, Salmoniformes, Salmonidae. The transcript is spliced from 2 exons.